CUCAGCUUCUUAAGAUAUUCAAUUUACAAUUUUGUAGAAUUGUUUUGAUAUUUGACAUUGGCAAUACUUUGAUUCUCCAAUAAAAAAAAGUCUUAGUGGGCUGUCUAGCCACUCGCAAUAUGGCGGACACGGUCACGCAUGCGUUCACAGCUGAGUGUGACAUCACUUCCAUCAUAAACAGGAAGAAAACGAGGCAACGUCAUGCUCAGGCUAAUGUUUACGCUGUACAGUAUACUGCGAGAAAAAGAUCUAGAACUAAGACAGGCAUUGUAAUUUAAUUACAAAGGUGCGGGUGAAAAAUAACGAAUCUGCCUGAUUGGAAGCGUCCCCGGAAGUCAGCGUUUUUCCUGGGUUACUUUGAAGGAAGGAUGUUCCCAAUUAGGAAACGCAGAUUACCAAAGACAGCAAAGUCGUGAUAUAAAUUUACAUUUACUUGCCAGCAUAUAUAUGCCAACACAGUAGUUAAUUUGACUUUUACUUAGGUGAUCUCGCUCAUCUGCCUUUAAGAUGAGCCGGGAUGCUCCCAUCCACACCUGGCCUGGCUCUUAUUACAUGAACAGUGAGAGGAGGUGGGAGAGCGGAACUCUGACCCUCACCAGGACCAUUGUGCGCUUCAUCUCAAGCCAGAGCAAGGAGUGCAUCGCCAGUUUCCAUCUAUCCAGGAUCAUGGAGAUAAAGAUGGAGUCCUCUAGUUUCAUCUUCAGUACCCUGACUGUGCUGGAGGAGGGAAACGUCAAACAUUGGUUUGGUUCCCUCAAACCCAACAGGUUGGCGGUUUUUAACGUGCUGGAGCAUUUCUGGAGGGAAAGGCUCCUUUCCCCCACCUCAGAGGUUCGGGGGGCUGAGUGUCAACCUUCUAAGGGAAGGGAGCUUAUCAAGCUGGUGGCUGGGGCCCAGAGAAGACUGGAGGACACCGGGAUAGUCCUCAGUCACCAGGGAGAGCAGUUUGACAACAUGGUGCAGGGAUUGGAGAAGAUCGACUCUGAUCUCGGUGUUGCUGAUAAAUUUCUCUCAGAACUUGAGUCUCCUUCCUGGUGGCCUUUUAGUAAACUCAACUGGAAGUUUCAGCAGGAUGCCAAAGCUGAGGACGCUGCCAAGGCGGCAGCUGCAAUCUCAUCGGGCAAAGUCUCUAGCAGGAGCAAGGUGAUUGCAAGCAUCCCGGCAGUGCUGUCCAAAGGCGGAGACUCGGAAUUAAAGCCUGGAUGUUUGGUGGUGCUGGUUUCCUCAUUGGAGGCACAAGAUACCAACUGCCACCUCCUCCAUCGAUUUGAACGGAACGAAAUUGAUGAAAUUAGGGUGCACAAUCCCUACGAGAUCACAGUUAGACAGAGGUUUAUAGGAAAACCAGAUAUAUGUUAUAGAUUCUUGUCAGCCAAGAUGCCAGAGGUCUUGUCCGUGUUAGAGAUGCAGUACAAAAAGAAGAUGGAGUUGACAAGGGAAUACGAAGCCUUUAAGGCAACUCAGCUGGCAUCUCCUUCCAUCAAAGAAGGGACAAACUGGAAUGAAGAAGCAGGUUUGAUGCAGAGGUGCCAAGACACUGAGCUCCCAGUGGAGGUCCCGGCAGGAGAGCUGUCCCAGUUGCAGGUGCAAGUUCUCCAGCCAUCUGUCAGUCAGGCUGAGGCCCAGGAACUCAAACAGAUGCUGAUGCAGCUGAAGAACCUCGCACUGGAGGCGGAGACUGAAUUGGAACGGCAGGAUGAAGUCCUGGACGUCCUGACGAGUUCAACGGACCGAGCCACCAUGCAAAUUGGGAAGCACACAUAUCGCAUGAGAAAAUUGCUGUAGUCCUGACUGAUGAGAAAAAUGAAGCAUGCUCCAUCAUGUGCCUCAGAGGGCUUUCUGCUUAAAGAAACCAUUAAAGACUCUCACAUGAUCCUAAGAUUCAGCGGAACUUAAUGUUAUUAUGCAGGGGGCUAUAAUUUCUAGUCAAGAGGGAAUGCUUAAGCAUUCCCACUUAUUGUUUUUCUGUUUUCCUUUAUUAUUAUUAUUCCGUACGUUUUUGAUCGUUUA
This is a messenger RNA of Cyprinodon variegatus (sheepshead minnow), 2010 nucleotides long. RefSeq names its product synaptosome associated protein 47kDa (gene snap47). Gene Ontology annotation, cellular component: plasma membrane; SNARE complex. The coding region runs from base 508 to 1785 and encodes 425 amino acids. Gene Ontology annotation, molecular function: SNAP receptor activity; syntaxin binding. The transcript is spliced from 4 exons. Gene Ontology annotation, biological process: synaptic vesicle fusion to presynaptic active zone membrane; exocytosis; synaptic vesicle priming. The record is from RefSeq and is a predicted model, not a curated record. Lineage: Eukaryota; Metazoa; Chordata; Actinopteri; Cyprinodontiformes; Cyprinodontidae.